AUGAUCAAGAGGUUAAAUUUGGGUUUAUUUCAUUCCGAUUUACAAAUAUAUCUACUUAUUGAUGACUACCACCAGCAGCAACAGCAGCAGCGGCAGCAGCAGCAGCGGCAGCAACAAAGAGAGCGGCAAUAUCAGCAGCAGCAGCAGCAGCAGCAGCAGCAGCAGUGGUCCGGCUUAAGCGAGACUUCGGGGCCACGAGUCUCCCCUUACUUCUCCCAGCAGCAGCAGCAACAGCGGCAGCAACAACAACCACAGCAGCAACAGCAGCCGCAACAGCAGCAGCAACAGCGGCAGCAACAACAACCACAGCAGCAACAGCAGCCGCAACAGCAGCAGCAGCAGCAGCAACAGCAGCAGCAGCAGCAGCAGAUGACCCUGAGGACCCAGCAGGAUGCAUAG
Messenger RNA from Eimeria mitis, 399 nucleotides. RefSeq lists its product as uncharacterized. The coding region runs from base 1 to 399 and encodes 132 amino acids. NCBI's taxonomy places the organism in Eukaryota, Apicomplexa, Conoidasida, Eucoccidiorida, Eimeriidae. The transcript has 4 exons. The record is from RefSeq and is a predicted model, not a curated record.